AUGUGUUAUUGCUACCCGAUUUACCCGCCCCUCUCCACUACUCUCUCCUCCCUCCCCCCUCAGACAGAGAUCAUGGUGAUGACGGCUCUCCGCCAUCCCAACGUGCUGCGGCUGCUGGGGAUUGCCAUGUGGGGGCAAACCAUUUCCAUGGUCUCUGAGUUCGUCCCGGGCGGGGAUGUUUCUCAGCGGUUAGAGAAAGCAGCCAAGGGCAUAGAGCCCUUUCCCUGGAAGGACCGGCUGAGCAUAGCGGUGGGGAGUGUGGCGGGGCUAGCAGCGAUCCACAAGGAGGGCUUUAUCCACCGUGAUUUCAAAGCUGCCAACGUGCUUCUAACGAAGGACCUCGUGCCAAAGGUGGCGGAUUUUGGGUUAGCCAAGACAUGCCAGGACAGGACACAUGUCACGACACGAGUGGCCGGCUCGCAGGGCUACAUCGACCCCUCAUACUUUGAGACAGGCUUACUGACAGAGCACUGUGACACCUUUGCGUGGGGCAUCUUCUUGCUGGAACUCCUCUCGGGCUGCUGUGUAAAUGACCGACCGUUUUCACAACUGCAAAACCUCGCCACCGAUCCCAAUCUCUCAGACUACUCCCAAGUGGUGGACAAGAGUCUGGAGGGGCAGUGGAGCGAGGAGGAGGUGCGAGUGGUGGUGUUUGCGAUAUCCAGCCAAUUGGAGAGCAUGCUUUUGCCUCGCCUUGCAGCAAGCACCGCCCACCGAUUUCUCCAGCGCGCCCCGCCACAAGCCGCUUCCAAGCUGAGGAAGGUGGCUACGAGCCACGUCUGCCUAGCCGGAGCUCCGUCUCUGGUUGCCUUUUCCGAGCCAACUGCUCUGCGCACUCACCUCACCAAGGCUGUGUAG
This is a messenger RNA of Closterium sp. NIES-65, 858 nucleotides long. NCBI's taxonomy places the organism in Eukaryota, Viridiplantae, Streptophyta, Zygnematophyceae, Desmidiales, Closteriaceae. The record is from the annotation of a GenBank genome assembly.